Messenger RNA from Venustampulla echinocandica, 1713 nucleotides. RefSeq lists its product as uncharacterized. The record is from RefSeq and is a predicted model, not a curated record. Gene Ontology annotation, biological process: cellular response to heat. The transcript is spliced from 4 exons. Bases 1 to 1713 code for a protein of 570 amino acids. Gene Ontology annotation, molecular function: ATP binding; ATP hydrolysis activity. Lineage: Eukaryota; Fungi; Ascomycota; Leotiomycetes; Helotiales; Pleuroascaceae. Gene Ontology annotation, cellular component: cytoplasm.
AUGUGGAAGGCAUCAGAUAAUGAUUACUCCGGAUAUUUUCCAUCGAUGCCCAAUAACACGGGAUUUGACUUUGGACAGGCACCAGGACUUCCAUAUGGGGCUGAAUGGAAUUUUUGCCUUCCAACUCUUCAAGACCCCCGCCAGCUGCCUCCCGAGAUGACGACUAGCCCCGAACACUUUACUGAAAUAGUUGCUGCAGCUAUUCAGAAUGGCUACCCGGAGCAUGAAAUUGAAAGUGGUAUUGCAUCGAGUGGCUGGUCAAAUCAACACUUGUUGGACAAGAUCAACGGCACUGUCAUGGGCUUUCCCGUCAUAUUCUAUGCCGUCGCAAGGAACGAUCUGUCGAUCAUCAGGUUGAUAGUUAGAUACGGCGGCAAUGUGAAUUCUUCAUGUGGAAAUCCGCCAGUCCCCCUUUUAGCCUUCGCCAUCAUCCACAGCAAAACAAUCGAAUGGGAUACGACUGAGAUGUUGGCCGCUCUUUUGAGCCUGGGUGCCGAUGCCUCGGUCCUACCAAAUGCUUUUUAUACCCCUUUCUACGAGGCACUCCCCGGUGCUGGUCCAGACGAAACUGAUCUAGGGGACAUGAGCGAUUUGAAAUUGCAAUGGUGCAAACCCCCCGAUGUGCGCUCAAAACUGGCAGAGGUAUUGAAUAUCACGCAACGAUAUCACUUACACCAGGCCUCCAGGUUACCAAAACCUACAGAGCGACAAAAGCAAGUGGCUCGCCGUAACGGAUCCGAGAAUCUCUUUGGAGUUCCUUAUUUCAUGAUCGGCCAGCGUGCAGCAGUGCAGAUGCUCCAGAAACACUUGCUACAUUACAUGCUCAUGCCACGUAAGGAUCCACUCGUGUUGGUAUUUGCAGGUCCCAGCGGCCAUGGAAAGACAGAGUUGGCCAGACGACUUGGGGCUAUUCUCUCCCUAGAUCUCCAUGUGAGUGAUUGCUCGAUCGUAAGUAGAGAGAACGAACUAUUUGGGGCAAGAGCUGAGUAUUGCGGUGGAUUGAGUGGCGCACCGCUCAACAACAUUUUGGCGAGGAACAGCGGAAAGAGAUGCAUCGUCUUCUUGGAUGAGUUCGAGAAGACUAAUCAAGGUGUCUGGAAUUCUCUUUUGCUCCCGUUUGGUAAUGGCCAGUACGAAGAUCGGAGGAGUAAGAAACUAAUAGAUUGCACAAAUACGAUAUGGAUCUUAGCAACCAACGCCCUAGACUGGUUUAUCGUGAACCAUUGCGAUGACAACCCUGAGAUAUUCGAUGACGAGGACAAUCCUAAGAAAGAAGAGAUUCUGAAAGAACUCGUUGAAGAAAUGGAAGGUCACUUCAUCAACAACUUCUCGGCCCCAGUCGCAGGUCGAGUAUCGGCAUUUAUCCCCUUCGUCCCCUUCAGCCCAGCGGAAACCUACGUCGGCAUCCACAAAUAUCUCCUACAGCUAGCAGCCGACGUUCGCCAACCAGUGAACGAGUCUUUGACUGCAGGAAACAUCAAAUUGAUAUUUAAAUUCGAUAUAGCUCUCUGCAAGACCCUGGCUAAGAACUAUACCUCCGAUCUGGGUGUCCGGUGCCUGAAAAAGGCUGUCAAGGAUCGUGUUGGGGUGCCGUUGAGUCAGGUAUAUUUGGACACUGAGGAGCCUAUGCGCGACGGGGGCCCGAUGGAGGAAUUUGAGGUUAUUGCUGUGAAGGACAAGAUUUCCGUCAAGAGGGUAUUAUCAAUACUUUGA